AUAAUGCUUGAUUCACUGUGAGUUGUAAGAUUUUAACCCAAUCUUCCCUUGGUAAGCCAAAACACUUCUAGUGUUUUUUGUACAUGUUGUGCAUGCAUUGCAACCGAACAAUCCUCCAUUAUUCCUACUUGCUUAGCUACCAGAUCUAGGUCUUAAUAUUUGUAACCACUGUUACAGGGCAAUUAGAAUCUGAGGAUCUUCUCCCCGGAUUGGGAUCUGAGUUUUUAAUCUGAGUUUGAAUUUAUAAUUUCUAUGUUUUGACUUCUCCUACCCAAAUCCACAUUUCUCUUAUCAGAGCUAUUAGAACUUUACUUUGGAAAUAAUCCUCGCUGAGCAGGGUACCUUUGUAUAAAACCUUUACGUCCUACACUUAAGGCAUUUCCACACUGACUCAGGACAUCUCUUAGUUCAUUAAAUCUGAUGUAGUAGGAUGUUUUACCGGUACAUCAGGUGAGACUAGCAUAUACCAAAGGGGUGUAGAGGGUCCAUGAAAUUUUAGGGACCUAGGCAAUGUUGAUGAUUGCCCAAAUGCCAAUAAGCAUCCAUCCAAAGGGUCUCCUGAUCUAUAUGGUGCCAAUGUAACAUUGAGUGGAGGAGCAAGAAUUGCUUUCCUUGUUUGUAUCUUUUUCUGUUGUAACCUAGAGAUCACUACAUCACAGGCACUAGUACUUGUGUUACUUGUGAUACCACAUCUUCUAGUCCCUGGACAAUCACAGUUUUUAAAGGUAUUUCCUCUUUACUAUCAGAGGCAGACACUAACAGAGGAGAGGCUAUUUCCUCCCUCUUUGCUCUGCUCAUCUCAUUUUUUACAUCACUAGUCGCAUUCUCUAUUAUGACACUUAAAUCCACCUCCUGUAUUGCCACCCUGGGACUUCCUUUUUCUUUCUGCACUGCUAACUUCCUCAUUUGACUCUCCCUGUGGCUUCUGAGACUUAAUCAUACAGUACCUUUAGGAGCGGAGUUGAUCAGCCUGAACUAACUCUCUUGUCCUACUUCUCGUAACUGGCCUUGCAGGAUUCUCUAUUUCCGUUAGUUCCACCAUGCCAAUAGGGAUGGGAACCGACUCUUUGUUCUCCUCUAACACAUCUCCUAUCUUUUCCAACUCUUUGAUUCUUUCCAACAGCAGACCAUGGUUUGAUUUAUAGCUGUCCAGCAAUUUUAAGCUGGCAUUCACUCAUUCCUGCCAACAAUGUGCUUUCUUUCCUGCUUUCAGUGCCUGGUACCUACACUGUUUCAACUUUUUUUUUUUUUUUUAAAUUCUGCUUCUUUUGGAAAAGUACUGACCGCUCCUCUGACACUACAUGUAGCCAAUUUGUUAAAUCCUGAAUAACCUUUCCUCCUUCAUCCAAAGUUUGCUAGGCUUUCCUGAGGAGCUUUAAUUUUUUAUUUAAUUUUUUUUCCAGCGAACUACAAGCCACGAGCAGACAUUUAACAGCUAUUUUCUUUACCAGGUAUGUCUGUCUGAAGUUCUUGAAAAAAUUCAACUGCAUCUGCAUUUAAAUCCAUCUGAAAUGUUAUGCUGUAAAAGAAAAUCAUACCAUGUAGCUGCUACUUGCAUUUUUGCUUUCACUUUGAUGAUGACUCUAUGUUAUCUUUGGACACAGGGGGACUCUUUCCAACCAAAUAGAACAACACAAGAAGGCAACCUCUGUAGAGGGGAAAUUGCCAGCAAUACAAUCACAGCCAUAAAAGGUACUAGAACUUUUAUCAUUGCCCCAUACUUCGAUAAUGGGAAAAGCAAAAUAAACCACGUGAUUGGGAUUGUUCACCAUGAAAAGAUGAAAGACUUUUUCUGUUGGUUCUGCUGCCAGCCUGAUGGUGAAAUAUAUGUAUCAAAGGCAGCAAUAGAUGUUCAUUCAGAUCGAUUUGGAUUCCCUUACAGGGCAGCAGACUUGCUUUGUUCAGAACCUAAAAACUGUGAUCCAAACUUUGUAUCCAUCAAUUGUGAACCUAAAGUAAAUAUUGACCAACUACCAAGAUUUGAAAUAAAAAACCGCAAGGCUGAGACCUUUCCCAUUGAAUUCACUGUGUGUAUCUCUACCACGUUUGGAAAUUACAGUAAUGUCUUACAAUUUAUACAGACCAUGGAGAUGUACAAAAUUCUUGGGGCACAGAAAGUUAUUAUCUAUAAGAACAGCUGCAGCCAAUUGAUGGAGAAAGCCUUGGAAUUUUAUAUUGCAGAAGGAACCACUGAGAUAAUUCCCUGGCCAAUUACUUCAUACCUCAAUGUUUCUUCUUACUGGCAUUUUUCUAUGGAUACCAAAGACAUUGGCUACUAUGGACAAAUCACAGCUCUAAAUGACUGUGUUUACCGCAACAUGUACAGGAGCAAGUCUGUGCUUCUUAAUGAUAUUGAUGAAAUUAUUUUGCCCAUGAAACACCCGGACUAUGAUAUGAUGAGCGGCCUUCAGGAGCAAAAUCCAGGGGCUGGCAUUUUCCUUGAGAACCACAUCUUUCCUAAAACUGUAUAUGCUUCCACUGACAUAUUCAACAUUACAUCCUGGAAUGCUGUGCCUGGAGUUAACAUCCUGCAGCAUAUUCACAGAGAGCCUAACAGAAAAAAUGUAAUUAAUCCUAAAAAAAUGAUAGUUGAUCCAAGGAAAGUAGUUCAGACAUCAGUCCACUCUGUCCUACAUGCCAAUGCGGACAGUGUGAAUGUUCCCAUUGAUGUUGCCCUUGUUUAUCAUUGCCGGGAACCCCUUCAAGGAAAGCUUCCUAGAGAAUCCCUGUUUAGGGAUACAACAAUCUGGAGAUGUAACUCAUCAUUAAUCGUGAAUGUUAACAAAGUGCUACAGAAAACAGUGUUCUAAGUACAAAGAAUGAGACCAUGACGGGGUGGGUUACCAACAUGUAUAGAUUCUGGAAGGAGGGUCCCAACUAAGGUCUGUUCCAGCUUGAUGUUCUCCUUCCCCAGGACUCUCGUCCUCCUUAACACCACAGAGGCUAUGAGACCAGGGAUGGGACCACUCUAUGGGCCCCAGAAAGUGUCAUCUAUGUACCUCUGUCUCCUUUAGCUCUACCAGUUCAGCCACUCUAGUUUCCAGAGCCUGUACUCAGUCUGAGGGCCAUGAGCUGCUCGCACCAAAUACACACACAUUGCCCAUUUCUCAGAUGCUGUCUCCAGGCUCUCAUAUUUCAUUCAGUUUAAUUGCAGUGGAGAAUUAAUUGAAGUGAUCGGAGUCUUUUUCACAGCUUCAUAUGUCAUUGUAGAUUGUCACAAGGUCCCACAUGCUUUAGAUCACUGGUAAAUGUAUUUAUCCUUAUCCGAUGAUGUUAUAAAGCUAAGGUAACCCCGCUGGCAACUAACCCAAAAUGGCCAAUAAGGGAACAAA
Messenger RNA from Dermochelys coriacea (leatherback sea turtle), 3332 nucleotides. RefSeq names its product beta-1,4-galactosyltransferase galt-1-like. The record is from RefSeq and is a predicted model, not a curated record. Lineage: Eukaryota; Metazoa; Chordata; Testudines; Dermochelyidae.